AUGGACGUCAAAAAGAUUGGUAUGAUCGGAACCGGCAGCAUGGGUGGCAUGAUGUCGCUCCUGUUCGCCGAGCACGGGAUCCACACGCACUACUACGACCCGUCCAAGAAGAACGUCGAAGCCCUGCAGUCCCACGCCAAGGAAAGCAAGCAUGAGGACAAGAUCACUUACCACGGUGACCACAAGUCUCUUUGCGAGGCUCUCGAGGAUGGAGAUAACCCCAAGGUCUUCAUGUUCAGUAUCCCCCACGGCGGUGCUGCUGACGAUAGCAUCGAUGCCCUCGAACCCUACCUCAAGCCAGGCGACAUCAUCAUGGACGCCUCCAACGAGCACUGGAAGGCCACCGAGAGACGACAGGGCCGCCUUGAGCCAAAGGGAAUCCAUUACAUUGGAAUGGGUGUCUCUGGAGGUUACCAGUCUGCUCGCCAUGGCCCUUCCAUCUCCCCUGGUGGCAACAAGGAGGCUCUGGACAAGGUGUUUCCCUUCCUCCAAAAAAUCGCGUGUAAAGACACAAAGGGUCGGCCAUGUGUUGCCAAGCUUGGACCUGGAGGAUGUGGACACUAUGUCAAGAUGAUCCACAAUGGUAUCGAGCACGGAAUGAUGACUGCCCUCUGCGAAGCCUGGGCCAUCAUGAACAUCGGCUUGGGCAUGGAGUACGAGGAGAUCGGCGCCGUGUUUGAGAAGUGGAACGGUGACAAGGAGAAGCCUUUGAGGGACAACUUCUUGAUCAAUAUCGGUGCCGAUAUCUGUCGAACCAAGGAUGAGAAGGGCAACUAUGUGCUCGCCAACGUGCGUGACAAGGUUGUUCAGGAUGUGGACAACUCCGAGGGUACCGGGACGUGGUCAGUCCAGGAAGGCACCAGACUCCAUGUCCCGGACCCAACUAUUGCAGUCUCGCAUUUGUUCAGAGUGGCUUCGGCGGAUGCUGCACGGAGACAAACGGUCAAGAAGGCGUUGGAAGGAAAGGGGGUGAAGCCGGCCCGAAUGGAGGGUGUCGACAAGGACAAGUUCAUGGACGACUUGUACAACGCUGUCUAUGCCUCCUUCCUCAUGUGCUUUAUCCAAGGACUGCAUGUUCUCUCCAAGGCCAACGAGGAAAACGACUGGAAGCUCGACUUCGCAGAUGUGCUGCAGCUAUGGCGCAAGGGAUGCAUCAUCCAGAGCGAUGGAGUCGUCGAUCUUCUCGAGACCGUGUACCGAUCGAGGGAACACAAUAACGAUGAUCUCCUUGGUCACAAGAUGAUUGCUGGCGAGCUCGCCAAGACGUAUCCGGCGCUCAAGCGGGUUGUCUUGAAGGCUAUUGAGUUUGACUUGCAUGCUGGGGCAUUGGGUACCAGUUUGGAGUACUACAAGUACUCGGGGUCAACUGAAUUGCCCACUCAGUUCCAGGAGGCCGAGUUGGACUACUUCGGAGCACAUAUGUUCGACCUGAAGACGGCCCAGCCGGGUAAGCCGGUGACGGGUGACCAUCACUUUGAGUGGAAGCCUGCAAAGGGUAUUCUCGAGACGGAUGAUUAA
This is a messenger RNA of Sordaria macrospora k-hell, 1518 nucleotides long. The record is from RefSeq and is a predicted model, not a curated record. NCBI's taxonomy places the organism in Eukaryota, Fungi, Ascomycota, Sordariomycetes, Sordariales, Sordariaceae.